AUCGGGGAAUCCUACACACAUAAACAGAUCCGCAGGAGAAAGAAGGAUGAAAAAAAGAGAAAUAAAAAGAUAAAGGGGGAGAAGAUAAAGAGAGAGCAGGAGGAGCUACGGAGAAGAAGGAACAAACGGUUGAAACUCCAUGAGGCGCAAUGUAAGGGGGAGAUGCGUCGCGAGAAGAAUGAGCGCAGGGGGAAACAACACAAGAAGGGGGAGCGUCGAAGCAGGGACCGAAUUGGGGACGACCACCACGGGAGGAAAGGCCAAUCCAAGAGGGGAGACUCUUCCUCCGCAUCGCCUGCCUCUUCCUCUGCGCGGUCCGCCUCUUCCCCCGCGCGGUCUGCCUCGUCCUCAUCCACUACCCCCUGCAGCGACAGCAGCGGUCACUCCCGUUCCCCGAAGCCCAACGCAUCACGGGGGAAGAAAAAUCACAGAACAAGGCACGCAAGAAAAAGGGGCGAA
This is a messenger RNA of Plasmodium cynomolgi strain B, 459 nucleotides long. RefSeq lists its product as hypothetical. The transcript has a single exon. Lineage: Eukaryota; Apicomplexa; Aconoidasida; Haemosporida; Plasmodiidae. The record is from RefSeq and is a predicted model, not a curated record. The annotation marks the transcript as partial.